GCAGACGGUGUCGAUGUUUGUCGUCGUUUCGAAGAGGGCUUGGGACUAGGACCACAUGCGUCUUCGAUGGCUCGCUUCCGGUCGUUGCCUUGGAUUUUCUUGGACGGCGUAGUAUGUGUUGUAGUUGGACUAUCUUGGCCUGUUCCUUGUUAGCCAUGCCUCUGUCGGCGCUUCGUAAAACAUACCCUGAUCCUCUGAGAUACGCCUCCCUUUGCCGUCUUCCUGGGCUCGAGAUUGGGCUCGAGUUUGGGCCAUGGCGACGCGAUAGAAGUUGGGGGGGGAGAUGGAUAGAUUUAGUAUGUACACGUGUAGCGACUGAACGUCGGGAAAGGAACAGGCAACAAUCCACGAUGACCAACCAUUACGCGCGCACCGCGAUCAUUUGAAGCGCCGCGCCAGAAUGCUGCGUGGAGAGAGACCAUCAGAGGUUAGAUUGUGAAA
This is a messenger RNA of Neurospora tetraspora, 441 nucleotides long. RefSeq lists its product as uncharacterized. Bases 114 to 386 code for a protein of 90 amino acids. The record is from RefSeq and is a predicted model, not a curated record. The transcript has a single exon. NCBI's taxonomy places the organism in Eukaryota, Fungi, Ascomycota, Sordariomycetes, Sordariales, Sordariaceae.